Chanos chanos (milkfish) is the source of this 3707-nucleotide messenger RNA. RefSeq names its product reticulon 4b (gene rtn4b). The record is from RefSeq and is a predicted model, not a curated record. The transcript has 9 exons. The coding region runs from base 177 to 2780 and encodes 867 amino acids. Gene Ontology annotation, biological process: neuron differentiation; brain development; endoplasmic reticulum tubular network formation. NCBI's taxonomy places the organism in Eukaryota, Metazoa, Chordata, Actinopteri, Gonorynchiformes, Chanidae. Gene Ontology annotation, cellular component: axon; endoplasmic reticulum membrane; postsynaptic density.
UGCUGCCUUGAUAGCGUUCAGCUGUUCCGUAGCUAUGCUUGUGACGCACUCCACGACUCUGUUCGGAUUUUACACAUAUAACUAAAUCAGAAGACUGAGCAGAAUCAUUUCGGCUGAGGAUCAGAGGCACUUGCCAUCUGCGAUUUUCAAGUUUAUUCACUAAUCGAACAUUGACGAUGGCAGAUACUGAGCAGGUCUCUUCAACGACCGCUAACGAAGUCGAAGAGGCGCCUAAAGUUCAGGAGUUAGGUACGGGUGACUUCAUAGACAAUGAGGCUGCAGUUAAAGUUGUUGAAGAGGAAACUGAGAUGCCCAGUGAAACUCUGUUGCACUCAGGGAGCACAUCAAAACAGUUAACGGAAUUGUCUGCUCCACCAGAGGAACCACAGACAGUGGAAGUGAUAUCAGCACCAGAGCCCGAGGCGCCGGCGUCAGUAACGAGCACUGUGGGGGAUGCCACGGAACAGCUGACAAAGGAGGAGGAGGAGGAGGUGGCUGUGACCAGUACUCACAAAGCUGAUGCAGUGCCGGAGACAUUAGAUGUAAAAUCCGAACCAGAGAAAAAACAAAUAGAAGAAUUGGCAGAGAAAGUGAUCUCUCUGGAAGCUGAAGUCUCUGAGCAGGUGGUUAGUGCAGCGCCAGUUGUGGAAACAGUUAUAACAGCGCCAAUUGUGGAACCAGAGGAAACCUUCAAAGCGACCGCCGUUGAAGAACCUUCAGCAGCCCCAGCAAAGGAACCACCUUCAGCUCCAGCACCUUCCUAUGAACCUGCCGUUCCCUCUGCUCCCUCUCAGCCUCUUAUGCAGUUCUCUUCAGAGCACUGGGAUUCCCAAUUUGUAGCUUCACAGGCCAACACAAAGGUUUCCAUGGAUUCGUUCACAAAGGACACAGCUUCCAGGAGCGCCUCUGGUGUUGAUCCAGACAUGCUGAGUCAUUCAGAUGAUGACUUUAUGUUUGAGACAAAGAAGAAUCCCUUCCAGGGUUUUUCUCCCGUUGAUAACCCGAGUGAUGGCUUUUCACAUCUUGAGGAGACUACAACAGACAGCAGAAGAUCAAAAAUGUCUGAGAGCCCAACCCCAGAUUUGGUCCAAUAUUCUCAUGAAGGAGAGAUGCUGGAUGACCUACUGAAAGAGUCUGAGAAACCAUUUCAUUCCACGUCAGAGACCAUUGACUCACUUAGGCAGCAGCUCAUUGCAUCUGAUCUGUUUACAUCUGCCACCAAGGAGGAUGAUAACCCUGCUGCGCCUACUUCUCUCCCAGACAUCUUGAAGUCAUAUCCACUCAACCCAGAGAAACUGGAUUCUGGCUCAUCUGAGGGAAGCCCUGACAUAAGCCCAGUCCACAGAGAGGGGAGUGAUUCACCAAAUGCCCCUUUCUCCAUGUCUGCUAACAAUCCUUUUGCUUUUAACACCAAGAUAUCUUUGCUGAAGGAGAUGGCAGAAGAGACUGAGGCAAGAGCUGCAGAAAAUGAAAAGUCAGACGAAAAACCCGCUUCCGAGCAAAGUUUUGGUUCCUUUGACCUUGUUAAAGAGACACAGCCCCCCUUGAAGAUCCAAGAACCAUUACUUGGAGGCCAGAAAGAUGUAAGUCCACCAGGCCAAGGUUCUGCACAGAUGGUGGACCGAUUUGAAUGUCUGAACUUCCCGGCUGGAAAGGCCCAGGAACAGUCUGAUUCAGAAAGUCCUUCUGCUGAUUCUUUGUCUCCAGUUCUAGAAGCAAUGGCAAGAAACCCAGCAAGUUUCCAAGUUGAGUCAGAAAAGAAAGUCCCCAAGGAAGAACCAGAAGCCACAGAUGAGGUAUCUGAGCAAGAGGUGUCUUCUGAGGAGUUUGAGUUUGUUGAGAAGCCGCCACGAGGUGCCAUAGACGAGUUCUUGGAAACAUUAGAUAACUCCAAGUUUUCCAAAGCAUCAGAAAUGGUAUUGGAUAAUGAUGACUUCGCCUCAAAGUCUGGACAGGGAGAAAUAAAGGCUAAUACAAGCGAGGAAUCUCAAGAAAAGGUUAAUCAGAGCUCGUACCUUCUUCUCACCGAACCUUCAGAUAAAGCCUCUGCACAGAGAGGUAAGGCAGGUCUGGAGGUAUCAGACAUCCCGAUGCCCGUCUCGCAGCCUUCUGUUGCCCAUUCUCCAGCGGCAAAAACAGAAGUGGCCGAACCAGUCACAGAGAAGAAAGAAGAACCUAAAGCUGUUAAGACGCCAAACUUGAACGCAGAAGCAGUGGUAGACCUCCUGUACUGGCGUGAUGUGAAGACCACUGGGGUGGUGUUUGGGGCCAGCCUUUUGCUUCUGCUCUCCCUGUCUGUGUGCAGCAUCAUCAGCGUCUUCUCCUAUGUUGCCCUGGCUCUCCUCUCCGUGACCAUCAUCUUCAGAAUAUACAAGGGAAUCCUGCAGGCCAUCCAGAAAUCCGAUGAAGGGCACCCAUUUAAACUUUACCUGGACCAGGAUUUGGCUUUGUCUGAGGAUCUUGUCCACAAGUAUAGUGACUUGGCCCUUGGCCGAAUCAACAGUAGCAUCCGUGAACUUCGCCGCCUCUUCCUGGUUGAGGACUUGGUAGAUUCUCUCAAGUUUGCUGUAUUUAUGUGGAUUCUGACCUACGUUGGUGCCUUGUUCAAUGGACUUACUCUUCUCAUUCUAGGUCUGGUUAGUGCAUUCAGCCUCCCCAUAAUCUACGAGAAGCACCAGACACAGAUUGACCAGUACAUCGCCCUGGUAAACAACCAGAUUAAAGACAUCAUUGGAAAGAUCCAGGCUAAAGUGCCUGGUCUGAAGAAGAAGACGGAGUAAAGAAGAAUAGCUUUCUGAAGUGAGGCAGUCCUGUUGUUUGAUGGGGUCGUUUUGGAAUCCUCCUCAUCACUGUUGUUUUCACAAAUCUCUUUUUCCAGUGCAGAAUUCCUCAUGCCCUGUGGACACCCUUGGUUUAUAAACCCCCCCUUUUUGUUUUUGACAACACCUUAUACCCCCUUCCCCUCAUCAGCUCGUUAGAAUAUGAAACUAAUUCUCUUCAAUUGCUUUCAUUUGGAAUGAGUGAAUAAAAUCCCCACAUUAAUAAUGAAGCAGAGAUGAUUCUGGGGGAAAUAAUCUUGCUUCAGUGUUAAUCUCUAGACAGAAGUGUUCUAUGAGCUGGUUUUGUUUUGUUUUUUUUUUCUAGUUUCCCUUGUGGUAAGAUGAUAAGGUAUGAAAAUUAUAUAUAUAUAUAUACAUAUGUUUUUCUUUUUUAAAAAAGGGAGGGUUGAAUGGCAUCAUUUUGGGGGAAGAAAACUCAGUAUCUGUCCAUAUUUUGGUUUUAAGUUAGUGGUGUUGUGAUUUUACUGUUUUAUUGGAUGACUGUGUAGAGUUUCACCAAGCUUCUAGCUCUACAGUGGCUCUUGUGUUAUACUAGCAGAGAGUUGCUCCGUGGCACUUCAUGCUUUCUGGUAUUUCUAGAAAUAUAGGAAUUUGCAAGAAAAGCGCAUCAAUUAAAGCCAUCACUUCACCUCAUUGCAGCUACAUAGUGAACUCUGGAAGAACAUGUUUACCAACAUUAUUAAUAGUAAUAAUCUGUUUAUCUGUGGACCCAAUGCCUAAAGCUGCAAAAUGUAACAUUAAAAAAUUUCAAGCAUUGUUUGUUAUGCAAGUAUUUGUGAAUGAUACUUCAUACAGUUGUGAUGAACUCUCUGUGGAAUGCAUUGUGAAAUGUAAACAAAGUACCAAUAAAUAAAGCUUCUAGAUGAA